AAUGGGAGAAGAAGAUAUUCAUCUUGACCGGACAAGCGGUCGAUACGUCCUGGCUGCUGCCCGGUGUCCUGUCCUGGAAAUGUCUCUGGAGAAAAAGAACAUUGUUCACGGUGGCGAGCUGAAGGAGAGCUGCACCAAGCUAGCUACAGUUAGCCACACUGGCUGGACAGGAAACAGGGAAGUUACCUUCAAAAUAAAAGAGCAACACGAAGGCGGCUUGACAGUGAUAGUGAGAGGAGAGUGGUGGUGACUCUGCACAUCGGGGCUUAAAUGAAAGAGGAUGCAUGGAGAUCUCAGACAGCUGGCAGGAUUAUUCCUCCCCUUCUUCCACAGAGUGUCCUGUCUGCAGUCAGGGCGCUUCCUCUUGAGCCAGCGGCAUCAUGGGAGGUUCCACCUCGUCCCUUGUUGACGAGGCUGAGGGUGAUGAUGCCCCCCCCAGGGGUGCAGCUCUGCCCCCGUCCCCCAUCAUGGGAUGUCUGAGGAGCAGCCAAAGCACCUCCCUCCCUCGGCAGACCCACAGACCCAGCAGGCACAGAGAGCGCAGUUUCUCCUCCGGCUCGAUGCCGAUGCAGCGGAGCCAGUGGGUUUGUGUCUGUUGCACUUUCCUCAACGCAGCCGGCGCCCCCCGCUGCUCCAUCUGUGAAGCCCCUCGGCAGAGACCCGACAGCCACGCACAGUGGAUGUGUCAGGGGACCAGCAAGGAGGACACUCGCUGGUCCUGCCCGCGCUGCACGCUGGCCAACCCCCCCAACAGCCUGGCCUGCUCUCUGUGCGGCCACGCCGGCGCUCUGGAGCGCCUCCGGGGCUCAUCUGAGGUUCAGCCUCGGCCUCAGCGCUCCAGCAGUUGCUCCGGUCCCCUGAGGCCAUCAUCCGCUGAAAAACAGCCGGAGGAUGCCAUUAUGAACAGCCUGGUUUGGGAGUGUUUGAGGUGCACUCUGCAGAACACACCUACCUCCAUGUCCUGCUCUGCGUGUGGCGGACCACGCAAACUGUCUCUCCCCCAAAUCCCCACCGACGCUUUGCUCAUGCCUGAAGAUCAAACGGGAGUACAGCAUCCAGAGCCGGCGGCCGGAGCGCUGUCCCUUUCCAUUUCAACCGGAGGAGAGUGCUUACCGGUAGAAGCUUCAUAUUCAAACACAAGCGUAGCGUCUUCAGGUCAUAAUAACCCUCUCCCCUGCAGCCGCAGAGAGGUGCCACCUCCAGAAGGUUGCCUCAGUCAAACUCAAAGUUUAAGUCUGUCUCCGUCCACGCUCGCCGUCUCGCAUCUCUCUGCCCAGCCGGAGCUGCUGGCCGGCCGACGGCUCAGCAUCCUGAAGGAGGAAAUGUCCCCGCUGUCCCCUGCACCGGAUGCCUCCGCAUCAUUCCCGCCAUGUGUCGUCCCCGUCAACAGGCCAGCGGAGGAGGAGUGGUCGUGUCCGGCGUGCACUCUCAUUAACGAGGUGAAAGCCAAACACUGCGUGGCGUGCCACACUCCUCAGCGACACGCGGCGCAGCUGAAAGCCACACUGUGCUCCAGGAGGAAGGAGAGCAUGCUGGUGGAGGCGCUGCGACAGAGCGAUGAAGGAGAGGCCAAAAAGCUGUGGGAGAACAUCGCCAGCUUCUGCAGAGAGAACACCGUGAUGUUUGUGGACGACAGCUUCCCUCCUGGUCCAAAGUCCGUGGGCUUCCCAGUAGACGACAGCGUCCAACAUCGUGUCAGAAAGUGGCUUCGCCCUCGAGAAAUCAACUGCUGCAACUUCAGAGACCGCACGGUGAAGUGGUCUGUUUUCCGCACGCUUCGGCCAUCCGACAUCCUGCAGGGGCUUCUGGGUAACUGUUGGUUCCUGAGUGCUUUGGCUGUUCUGGCUGAACGUCCCGAGCUGGUGGAGAAAGUGAUGCUGACGCGCUCGCUGUGUGCUGAAGGAGCCUAUCAGGUGCGUCUGUGCAAAGAUGGCUCGUGGACCACAGUGCUGGUGGACGACAUGCUGCCGUGCGACGAGAGCGGCCACCUCCUCUUUUCUCAGGCCCAGCGGAAGCAGCUCUGGGUGGCUCUGAUUGAAAAAGCUCUGGCCAAGCUGCACGGUUCCUACUUUGCAUUGCAGGCUGGUCGCGCCAUCGAGGGUCUGUCCACGCUGACCGGGGCCCCCUGCGAGUCGCUUUCCCUCCAGGUCAGCGCCACAAACCCCAAGGAGGAACCCAUCGACACAGACCUUAUCUGGGCCACAAUGCUGAGCUCCAAAGAAGCAGGUUUCCUGAUGGGGGCAUCGUGUGGAGGAGGGAACAUGAAGGUGGAUGACUCGGAGUACGAGUCCCUGGGUUUACGUCCACGACAUGCUUACUCUGUCCUAGAUGUGAGGGACGUAGACGGUCACAGGUUACUGCAGCUGAGGAACCCGUGGGGUCGCUUCUCCUGGACUGGCAGCUGGGCGGACGACUGGCCCAACUGGCCUCCACACCUGAAGAGGGAGCUGUGUGCCCAGCGAGCCGAGGACGGCCUGUUCUGGAUGGACUUCUGGGAUUUUAUCAGGUACUUUGACUCAGUGGAUAUCUGUAAGAUUCACUCCGACUGGCACGAGGUGCGAGCGCCGGGUAUGUUCCCCCGAGGAGCCAACGUCCCGGUGACGCUGGUGUCUAUCACAGUGCUGGAGAGGACGGCCAUGGAGCUGGCUCUAUUCCAGCAGGGCAGCAGGCGAUGGGACACGGCAGAGAGCCACCUGCUGGAUUUGUGCGUGUUGUUGUUUCGGGUGUCCUACGACAGAUCGGGGGCGCCGGCGCUCGGCCGCGUGCUGGCUCACAGCCGGCGCUCGGUGAGGAGGUUUGUGGGCUGCGACGUGAUGCUGGAGCCGGGAGAAUACGCUGUGCUCUGCUGCGCCUUCAACCACUGGCACAGCACCGGCACCGAGGCAACCGGUAACAGCCCCAACAUCACACCCUGCGGUGGAUCAGAGGAGCCCGGUUACAUGCUGGCAGUCUACAGCUCCAGACUGGUGAUGGUGGAGACGGUCACAGCCUCCAACACCACCAUCGCCGACGCCGUCAUCCAGCUGACGGAAACCAAAGGAGAGAGACACGAGGGUCGAGAGGGGAUGACCUGUUACUACCUGACCCACGGCUGGGCGGGGCUCAUCGUCAUGGUGGAGAACAGACACCCGAGACAUCACCUCCACGUGUCAUGUGACUGCAGCGACAGCUUCAACGUGGUGUCGACACGCAGCAGCCUGAAAACCAUCGACAGCAUCCCUCCUCUGCACAGACAGGUGCUGGUGGUUUUGUCUCAGCUGGAGGGAAACGCUGGGUUCUCCAUCACACACCGGCUGGCUCAUAGAAAGGCUGUCCAGGCUUCUCUGGGGAACUGGAGUCCCUCGAAGGCAACACACAGUCCUGCCCUGAGCCCAGAGACGGCAGGUCUGCAUCAGCCGCGACCCCUCUGACGGGAACACAAAAACACAUGAGAUCUCAACAUGGAGGCAGCUUCUUUAAAAGAACCGCCCAAGGGCGUUUUCACACCUAUAGUUGGUUUCCUCUGGUCUGAAUUAGUUGAUGAGUUUGUAAACUUGGAGCAAUUCCCCCGUAGGUUCAGAUUCGUCUCACACGGAGAAACAUUCAAGUGAAAUAAAAUGCGUUACUACAAAUCACGCAAAAACGUUCACUCCGGAUGGUCGGAUGUGUCUGGGGGCGGGAGCAAGAAAGUAAAUACAGGAAGAAGGUCCUGUGUUCUCCAUGGGCAAACCAGCCCAUUUCAUUUGAAUAACCAGACAUUGUGUCUGCUCUGCUCACCGAGACUUCGCUCUGCUCCGCCGGUGUCUGUCUCCAACUUUAGCGGCAGCUGCUGUGACCACCGAGAUGCGAGUGACGGCGAGCUUGAGUGCAGUCUGGUUCCCGGAGAGAAACAUUAAAGCUGCUAAGUUUGUUGCUUUGUCGCAUCGCGGAUUGCUAAACACAGCUGACUACAGGAGACAUCAGCUCAGACUUGCAGAGUAUAUAUAGUUGUGGCGGUUCGAGGUCGGGUCAUGUUCUCACCUGCCCAAACCAACCGAGCCAAGUGGGGAAACCAACUCUAGUGUGAUUCAACUGAACCAAACCAGGCGGGUGGGAAACCUCGCCAACUCUAACCGAGUUGUGCUUGUUUGACUCAUUUGACUGUUGAUGGAAAACUGGCACGUCUUCCUUUUACAUUUUGAACUAUCAAAGAUAGUAAAGAUACAUCCUGUACAGCGAGCAGUGAGACGGAGUUGGAGCUCCUCAGAGACAGAAAUAAUCUCACUGGUUGAAUGAAACCUCAAUGGGCAGAACAAAACAGCCACAAAGCUUUAUAUGGCUACG
Messenger RNA from Perca flavescens (yellow perch), 4302 nucleotides. Its product is annotated as calpain-15-like. Gene Ontology annotation, molecular function: calcium-dependent cysteine-type endopeptidase activity. The coding region runs from base 381 to 3410 and encodes 1009 amino acids. Lineage: Eukaryota; Metazoa; Chordata; Actinopteri; Perciformes; Percidae. The record is from RefSeq and is a predicted model, not a curated record. Gene Ontology annotation, biological process: proteolysis. Gene Ontology annotation, cellular component: cytoplasm. The transcript is spliced from 14 exons.